AUGGCGGACCCCGUAGACCAGUGGCUAGAGGAAUCCCUAUCUCUUCCUGCCCGUCUGCAGAGGGAACUGAGGCUCAUGGCUCAGCUGGAUGCAGCCAGUGCAUCAAUCGAUGCAGAGGUCCGGCAACGCCAGGAGGAGUUUAUUCGUCGCCUGGAAGCCCUUAAGGCUGAAGGGAGUCCUCUCGUGUUUGAAGGCAUGGAAGAGGAACUCAAGCAAAUACACGAGAUGCAACGAAAGAGUCGGGCACUGCUGCGAGAAAAGGUGGAGAUAAACCGCCACGCCGCUGCUGUGCUACAUGCAGAGCAGCAGACCCUCGCAGCGGAACGUCAGCGGCUGCUCCAGAACCCCAGUAUUGCCGCUGCGGCAGCGGGUGUGGCAGCAGCAACGGAUGCGAUUGCCAUUGUAGCUGAUGGUGCAGGAAGCAGCAGCAGCACCUUACGGAGACGUGGAGGCAGCGAUCGCGUCGCUGCGGUUGGCAGCACAACAGGAGCAGCCCAGCAGCAGCAGCUCGUUGCUACAGGCAGCAAUAAUCACAGCAUGGAUCGAUCUCAAAGCAACAUGGUGGUUACAGGUGCAGCGCACGCGACACGCGGGUGGCCAGCUGCCGCUUCUGGUCCAUCACAGCGGCCACUGCAGCAGCAACACGUAGAUGACCCUGCAAUGCUGCAUCAUCAGACCUACAUGCAGCAUCAGCAGCUGCAAGUGCAGCGUCAGAUGCAGAGGCAGCAAAUGCAACAGCAGCAGAUGCAGCUACAGGCGCAACAACAGCAACAGAUGCAGCUGCAGCAGCCACAAUCAAUGCAGCAGCCGUUUAUGCCUCAGCAGCAGCUGCAGGACCCCCGCUGCUUCCCCACUUCUACAGCUUUCCCGCCAAGUCAUGGAAGCGAAAUUGGAGAAGGUAGCAGUGGUGGCUCCAAAUCAGCUCGGGGGAGACUCAGCAGCUCUGCUGCAGUGACUGGCGGGGGCCCCCCAGGCAGACAGGGGGCAACCGACGGUCCUCCACAUGGGGCUAUCCACUCUCGGCGAGGCAGGAAGGCAGCAGAAAACUCGCUGCUGCUGCGGCAGCCCAGCAGUAGCACAGCAGCAAGCAGCGCCAGUUCACCCCCAAGCGAGAGUUUUCGUGUUGCGGCAGCAGUGGGGACAUUAGGGGCCCCUCAGGCCACUGGAGGUCCCCAGGCCCCCCCAUCUGCGAAGUCGCAUGCAGCUACAGUACGGAAACAAAUGGGGGGUUAUUCAGCAAAAUCGUCGGGAACAGCAGCAAAUAAGAUGACAUCCCACGGCGGCGGAGGUGAAUCCUGGGAGGGCGUCUGUCCUGUGUGCCUCCGUGGGGAAGCCGCCACUGAAGUCAUUAAGAUGGUCGCUUGCGAUGCGUGCAAUCGCUGGUUCCACUUUGAAUGCGUUGGAUACGCAGGAGAGACCAGAGAAGAUGAUACUUGGUACUGCCCUGACUGCUAUCGUAGGGGUACCGCAUGA
Cyclospora cayetanensis is the source of this 1473-nucleotide messenger RNA. Its product is annotated as chromatin modification-related protein EAF1. Lineage: Eukaryota; Apicomplexa; Conoidasida; Eucoccidiorida; Eimeriidae. The record is from RefSeq and is a predicted model, not a curated record. The transcript has 7 exons. The coding region runs from base 1 to 1473 and encodes 490 amino acids.